GAGCUGCACAGCCUCGUCGCCGCGUCGCUCCUGUCCCGCCGCAGCAGCCGCCACCGCCUCCCCCGGGCGGGCCGUACAAUCCUCGGCAGUGUCCUGAGACUGUACGCCCGCCUCGGGGGCGACCCGGCCGAACCGGACCCCUCUCUUCGCCCGCGGAGCCCCGCGUCCCGCGGGCAGGUGCUGAGCGCGCCCCGGCCCGAGAGGCGGCGCAGGAGCCGGCAGCAGCCGCCGCGAUGACAGCUGACAAGGAGAAGAAAAGGAGCAGUUCUGAACGGAGGAAGGAGAAAUCAAGAGAUGCAGCAAGAUGCAGAAGAAGCAAAGAGACCGAGGUUUUCUAUGAACUGGCACAUGAGCUGCCCCUGCCCCACAACAUCAGUUCCCACCUGGACAAGGCAUCCAUAAUGCGCCUGGCAAUCAGUUUCCUACGGACUCAUAAGCUUUUGUCUUCAGUAUGUGCUGAUAAUGAAAAUGAACUAGAGGCAGACCAGCAGAUGGACAACUUGUACCUGAAAGCUUUGGAGGGAUUUAUUGCCGUGGUGACACAGGAUGGAGACAUGAUCUUUUUGUCAGAGAAUGUCAACAAAUAUAUGGGUCUUACCCAGGUGGAACUCACUGGACACAGCAUUUUUGACUUCACUCAUCCAUGUGACCAUGAAGAAAUUCGAGAGAAUCUGAGUCUGAAAAAUGGUCCAGGCUUUGGAAAGAAAAGCAAAGAGAUGUCAACUGAGCGUGACUUCUUCAUGAGGAUGAAAUGCACUGUUACCAACAGAGGCAGAACUGUUAACCUCAAGUCUGCCACAUGGAAGGUUUUGCACUGCACUGGACAGGUUAAAGUGUAUAACACUUGCCCUCCUCACACUCUGUGUGGGUAUAAGGAGCCUCUUCUCACCUGCCUUAUAAUAAUGUGCGAGCCUAUUCAGCACCCUUCAAACAUCGAUAUACCCCUGGACAGCAAAACCUUCCUGAGUCGCCAUAGCAUGGACAUGAAAUUCACCUACUGUGAUGACAGAAUAACAGAGUUGAUUGGAUACCAUCCAGAGGAGCUGCUGGGUCGUUCAGCAUAUGAGUACUACCAUGCCUUGGACUCAGAGAGUAUGACCAAGAGUCAUCAGAACUUGUGCACAAAAGGUCAAGUAGUGACGGGCCAGUACCGUAUGCUUGCCAAGCACGGGGGAUACGUAUGGCUGGAGACCCAAGGAACGGUGAUUUACAACACCCGAAACCUGCAGCCCCAGUGCAUCGUCUGCGUCAACUACGUGCUGAGUGAAAUUGAGAAGAACGAUGUUGUGUUCUCCAUGGACCAAACAGAAUCACUCUUCAAGCCUCACCUGCUGACAAUGAACACUGCCUAUGACAGCGGCAUCCCUGAGACAGAGAAGAGUGACUUCUUGUUUACUAAGCUAAAGGAAGAACCAGAGGAACUUGCUCAGCUGGCACCAACACCUGGUGAUGCCAUUAUUUCCCUGGAUUUUGGAACACAGAAGUUUGAGGAAGCCCCUGCCUUCACCAAUGCUGUUUUGACACCAAACAAGUCAUGGCCAGUGGAAGUGAAAAGCCACCCUGCUCAAGGUGAAACACGGAUGAUACCGUCCUUUACAAUGCCUCAGAUUGCACCUGGCAGCAGUACUCCAAGUGCAAGCAGCAACAGUAGCUGUUCCACGCCCAGCAGCCCAGGAGAUUAUUACAGUUCUGUGGAUGAAGAUCUUAAGAUUGAGGUGAUUGAAAAGCUUUUUGCCAUGGACACAGAAUCAAAAAGUCAGUGCACCUCCCAGACUGACUUUAACGAACUGGACCUUGAAACCUUGGCUCCUUACAUUCCUAUGGAUGGAGAAGAUUUCCAGCUCAGCCCCAUCUGCCAAGAAGAAAGUCCUCUCUCUGAAAGUGCACAAAAUACCCAGCAGAGUCUAAGUAGCAUGAGUACCAUCUUCCAGCCCCUCGCUCCUACUUCACAGAAUCAGUUCCUCCCAGAGAAAUAUUGCCCACAGCUAUCAACUGAAAAAAUUAACUCUGGUCAUGGCUCCUUACCAUCGGUGUUCUUCAACAACAUGAGUAGGUCAUCACUGCCACCAUACCAUGACCAAGCCAGCACUCCCCUGUCUUCGAUGGGAGGAAGACCAAACACCCAAUGGCCACCUGAUCCCCCAUUAGAAUAUGUUCCUGGCAAAUGGAGACUCAUGGAUAAAUACUCAGGAUCCCUAUCCAGUUCCCCCUCGGGCCCACCAAUAACUUCUCAGAGGGUGCCUGUUUAUAAAAAAAGGCCCCUAGAUGCUUUUGGACAACGAGGCAUAGAUGUAAACCCAGCAAGACUUGCUCUGUCUAACAGUUUGAAACUGAAGCGACAACUGGAUUAUGAAGAACAAGCCUUGCAACAGCUGAGUGGGGGAGAUCCAUCUGUCAUUAACCCAUCUCAGUUAAUGUGGAAGAGAAUGAAAUUUCUCAAGGGGGAAAACUGUUCCUUGGUUACAGAAAAGAAGUCUCUCAGCACAAGUGUUCUUACUGAUGAAUUUUUCUGUAACUCAAGAGGUCUGAGCCAACCAAUGAAUCAACUGCAGCAGCAGCAGCAUCAACCCAGCUGUGACAGUCCGGGUGAGAAUUUGAAAGCAGGAGCGUUUCCCCCUCUGUUUUACAGUUCCCACUGUCAGGACUACAGUGCCCAGCCAGCUAAUAAGGCGUCAGGUCUGACCAGUCGCCUGCUGGGGCCCUCCUUUGAACCCUACCUGUUGCCUGAGCUGACACGAUAUGACUGUGAGGUGAACGUGCCCGUGCUGGGCAGCUCGACGCUGCUGCAGGGCAGCGAGCUGCUGCGAGCGCUGGACCAGGCGACCUGAGCGAUCCCGCAGUAUUCCGUGGCCUACACUGUUCAAAACAGCUUCCGUUUUUAAAUAUAUUUUUGCAAGUAGACAAUUUCUAAUACCAGUAAACUUCUACAGGAUUUUACUUAGAUAUUGAACCUGUCCACAUUACCAAAUAGUGGCCUUUUGAAGUUACUCACUUUAUUAUUCAUAUUAAAGAAAUUCAUCUACUGUAUCUUCUCUGUUGCAAUUAAAGUGGUGUUUAGAGAGUUUGAUUACCCUCCCCUUAUCUCAUUACCUGUAAUUUAUAUUCUGAAUUAUUUUUUUUUUUAAUUUCAUGCUAAUAAAAAGCUGUGGUAUAAAUGCCUCGUCAUGCGAUACUUUGGCUGCAGUACUGCAAAGAUAUAUUUUUAUUGCCAAAGAUGAAUGAAACAAAUUUGAUCUCCAACCACAGUUUUUUGUUGAUCUGCCAAAUUAAAAUCCUUUGAGUCUUUCUGGUUUCCAGCAUUUAUUUUAUUGUAACUUUAAUAACUUUUGGAAAAGCAUACUAAGGAAAAAAUCCCAGCCUUCUGCCUUCCAUCCCUUUCCUUCAUUUUUAUACACUUUGUCGAAAGAAAUGUGAAUGGUGAAAUGCAAUGCUUGUGGGUAUCUGUGAAAGUUGCACGUUUUAAGCUUUUUUCCUCAGAAGCAAGCCACAUUCUCAGCUGCCUUAACAUGGCUUAGCUCUACAGCUAAGGGAGUCCUACAGAUUUGCCCCAGUGGAGGAUUUAGGCCUGUGUUUUCGUUUGUGUUGAGGUUUCUUGUUUUGUUCUUUGUUGUUGCCUUUAUUUUUUACACAAAACAGAUUCUUUUUUAAUUAUCUCUCUCUGGGUCAGUUGUUAAUCAUCUCUUGGUACUUUUGCUAUAUCUAUGACACCACUACUUUAAGAGCUGUUUCUGCUAGAAACUUGUAGUAUUUGUUAUGAUGUUGCUGAUAUUUCAGGAAUCGGAGCAGUGGCCAGUACUAACACCUCUGAUUAAUGCUACCCUUCUUCAUUUUAUAUGCUAGCUAGCAAUAUCACUUCACUAUUGAAUCAACAAAUCUCAAAAUAGUAUUUCCCAGUGUAUUAGGCUAACUCAGUUAUAAUUAGACAAAAAAAAAUUAGGGAUUGCAUAGUGAGAUGAAUAGCCAGCAGGGAGUUCUCUCAUUUUCACUUGCCUUACAUUAAUCAGCAGAUAAAAAGCCAUUAAAAGGCAGCCAGAAAUUUUCAGAACUGCUUUCCAAUCAUUACUUGUCAUGCACAUAUUUGAAAUACAUGGCUUUGAAUGCUUUCAAAGGGUUUUGAAAGUUUAAAUUACAACUUCUCUAAACAGCAAAAAAUACUACAAUAAAAGGCAGGUGAGCAGUUCUGACUUUAAAAUACAUACAGACUUAGAUCUGUGCUGGGAUCUAUCUUGUUUCCUCCACUGGUAUAAAUCACUGUAGAUUCACAGAAGAAAAUGAAACAGUGGCAAAGUACUAAAGGUAAAAAUCUGGCCCAGAAACUUAGAACAAAAAUAUAUUUUUGAGACUUCUGAGUCUGCUGAAACCUGGUGUAUAAAAUUGCUUUAUAUCAUGCACUGACACUUGCAUAGAGAGAGCCUUGGGUUCAUAAAGCACUUCAGAGUUUGCUGUGUUAAGCGAGUCUUAACCACAUUUACUUAGAAAAGCUGAAGACCUUUUGUUAUGGGUACAUGAUGUAAAAAAUAUAUAUACUCCCUAUUGCAGGCAAUCUUUCCAGAGUUUAUUACCAAAAAAUAAUGUACCUGUAAAGCGAAGUUAUUACUUUGUGAAAAAAUUUAUUGUAAGCAUGAACAUCUAAUGAAAAUUGGCCAUCCAGACUUGACAAAUUUGCAGUGUCACAGACUUAAGGCUUCAAGGAUUAAAGACACUUGAAUACUGCUCUUCUGUUUCCUAUUUGUGUAGUUUCAGCAUUAAAAAUGUUAUAUCCUAACAGUUUACUAAAACACUCUGAAAAAAUAUUCCAUGUCUUAAUAUUAAUCAUACCUUUUAUCAUAAUUAUUUCAUAAUCUAUAUUGCUGAAUUCUUAUUGACAAUAUUAUAACUGUAUGGGAACUUUAACUUGAUAAGGAAAUGUAUUUUGACACUGAUACCUUAUUAAAGUAUACUGAUCCUAAAUUCUUUGUGACUCAUUUGCUAUGAAUUUGUUAUUUGUUAUAUCAUUGUAAAACAAAAGUAUUUAUUAAAUUAUUUAUAGAAAAUAAAGUUUGCAUUGAUCUUUGAAGACUGAAAGAACAAUCAAAUGCUACCCAUGUCUGAGAGCUGGGAAGGAGCCUGCCAAAGGUCCAUACUAUCAACUGCUUUCUAGAGUUCUCCUGUAUUUACUCAAAUGAAGAAUUAAUGCCCUUCUGGAA
Messenger RNA from Hirundo rustica (Barn swallow), 5186 nucleotides. RefSeq names its product endothelial PAS domain protein 1 (gene EPAS1). Gene Ontology annotation, cellular component: transcription regulator complex; nucleus; cytoplasm. Gene Ontology annotation, molecular function: RNA polymerase II transcription regulatory region sequence-specific DNA binding; protein dimerization activity; DNA-binding transcription factor activity, RNA polymerase II-specific. The record is from RefSeq and is a predicted model, not a curated record. Bases 234 to 2828 code for a protein of 864 amino acids. The transcript has 16 exons. Gene Ontology annotation, biological process: cellular response to hypoxia; regulation of transcription by RNA polymerase II. Lineage: Eukaryota; Metazoa; Chordata; Aves; Passeriformes; Hirundinidae.